AUGAGGAGAGCAUGGUACAGUCUGGGUCGUCAAUACCUCCGCCAUACCACAUUGCCGGAGUCAAGAUUGGCGCCCUUCUCAAGUCUCGAUUGCCAGAGACUGCUAUUGCCAAGACCAAAAAGUCAGAAUAAUGAUUUUCCACUCCAGUGCUUUUCCACCACACCCGAUCCGUCCCUUCCUCCCAAGGUGGUGGUGUCGUCUCGACCACGCCAUUCCAACAGUCCGAAAGAAUGGAAGCGCGCUGAGCAAGAAGCCAACAGGAUUUUGGAGGGAACCUCCACAAACCAGGCAGCUGGAAUGGUAGCACUCCAAGUCAAGGAAUUGCUCAUUCGAAUGGUCAAUCUACCUCGACAUGCGGAGAAGGGCCCACUUGCAGAUCGUCUGCUAUCCCAUGCCCAGACUGAUCUGAACAGGUCAAACUAUCGCCAUCGAGAAGAUUUGAGAGCCAAGUUGUACCAAUUGACCAUUGAAGCAUGGCUCGAUACAUUCGGAGGCAGAAAGACGUGGGAUGAAGCAGAAAGGCUGCUCUGGGAAUUAUUGAAUAAUGCCGACGAAGCGAAGCAACAAAUAGACAGGAAUCGAUUCUAUUGCCUCCACAAUCUGCAAAACAAUGUCAAGAAUAUCAAUGAGGCAUUUGCCAUGGUGCUGUUUCACUUUUGCAAACACGAUGGAAAGCAGCAGAGACGACGACGAAAUAGGCAACAACUCACAUUUCAGACCAAGUCUCGUCUAGAACCCCUUGUCCAAACCAUGCAACGGCUCUGGGGCGAUCCUGUGGUACCGCUGGUGCCAGACUCUCUGGCCAUGGAUGCCGUCUUGUACUACUACUUUUGUUCCGGACAAGCCGACUUGGCUUACGAAACGUUACAGGGGAUCAUCCAGGAAGCCGAUACCAACCCAUUUCUACGACCCACCCUUCACGGUAUCAACACAGUGAUUAGUGCGCUUGCCAAGGAAGGAAAAGUGGACAAGGCCAAGGAAAUUAUCACUCAAAUGUUGCAAGAAAACAGCAGCAACAAGCUGCCAAAGCCAGAGGUAGUGUCUUUCAAUGGUCUUUUAAACGCCAUUGCACAACGUGGAGGUCGUGAUGCUGGACAAGAAACAGAAGAAGUCCUGGAUUGGAUGAUACAGCAUGCCAUCAAACCCAACACAAUCAGCUACAGCACGGUCAUAUCCGCUUGGUCCAAGAGUGGCCAUGCCGAUGCCGCUGAACGGUCCGAGGCCAUUCUCCGACAGUGUCUAGAAUUAAACCUUCUUGCUGGAGGAGAUGCCACUUUUCUCUUCUCCAUGGUGGUUCAGGCUUGGUCACGGACGGGUCGCCCGGAUCGGGCUGUGGCGGUUGUCGAUCUCAUGAGCACAAUCUACAACGACGACAAGCCCAAACAGGAAAUGACUCAUGUCUUCAACUCUCUCAUCAUGGCGGUUGCUAGAACCGGGCAGGAUGAGAACAAUAUGCACGCCAAACUAAUGAAGUUCUUGGACCAAAUGGAGGAUCUUGGAAUUCCAGCCGAUGCAGUCACACACAAUAGCAUCAUGACGGCAAUGAUACAGAAUGGCAAGCCAGUGGAGGCUCUGGAAUACUUUUACAACCUGGAGGAGAAAAUCAGGGCUGACCGAACCGCGUCUCUGGUGGACUCUUUCUCGUACAACAUUGCAUUGGACGCCAUGUCCAAAUGCAAGGGAGAAGAUGCACCGAGAUUGGCUUUGGAACUUUUGGAGAGAAUGACAAAGGCACAAGAUAUUGCUGAUGUCGUCGUGGAAGCAACGACUGCCACUUACAACACCGUCAUGAAGAUUCUAGCAAAGAGCUCUCUGGAAGAUUCAGCUUUACGAUGUGAACAGCUGCUCAAGGCAAUGGAAGAGCGAUCGGUUUCGUCAAUAAGCAGGCCAGAUGCGAUUAGUUACUCGACGUGCAUAACAGCCUGGGGCUAUACAAGAUUGCCAGAAAAGUAUGAUCGAAUGUCACAGCUGCUACGGCGUAUGGAGGCAUCGUACCAGUCUGGAAACAGGGCUGCCCAGCCAAACGCCAUACCUUUCAACACAGUGUUGAUUGGGUGUCUGAAAGCUUCAUCCGACGAUCGCGAGACCGCCUUGGACUGCAUUCUUGGAACUUUGAAUCACCUUCGACGUGCGAAGGUUCGUCCCAACCCCAAAACCUAUCCACUAGUCUUUCGUGGGAUUGCCCUCAACUGCAAGGGAGGUGAACGUCGCGAUUCGCUGCUCCUGAAUGAGUUUGAGAAAUGUGCAAAGGAUGGUUUGGUUUCUGCAGAAUGCUUGACGAUACUGGGGCAGGCUUCACCUCAGCUGCUUGGCUCCAGGCUACCGGAAGAGAUGGCCGAUGUCGUCGGUGGACUUGAUAUGAACAAGAUCCCCGUUGCAUGGCGCAAGAAUACAACUACAGUUGGAAGUGAGAAGAGGCAAUAG
This is a messenger RNA of Seminavis robusta, 2424 nucleotides long. The record is from the annotation of a GenBank genome assembly. NCBI's taxonomy places the organism in Eukaryota, Bacillariophyta, Bacillariophyceae, Naviculales, Naviculaceae.